Melopsittacus undulatus (budgerigar) is the source of this 5984-nucleotide messenger RNA. RefSeq names its product formin binding protein 1 (gene FNBP1). The coding region runs from base 233 to 2098 and encodes 621 amino acids. The record is from RefSeq and is a predicted model, not a curated record. Gene Ontology annotation, biological process: signal transduction; endocytosis. The transcript has 16 exons. Gene Ontology annotation, molecular function: protein binding. NCBI's taxonomy places the organism in Eukaryota, Metazoa, Chordata, Aves, Psittaciformes, Psittaculidae.
CCCCGCUCCGCCACCGCCUCACCGCGCGGCGCCGCUCGGGCCAUUUUGCGGCGCGAUGAGGCGGGAGCGGCGGUGAGCAGCGCUCGGCAGCAGCGUCCGGUCCGCUCCGGUCCGCACCGCACCGGGACCCGGCCCCAGGGGAGCGCAGGGAGAGGGAGCUUCAACCAGGGCACAACCAGACCCCCAGAGCCCCCCGCCCCUCAGCGCCGGCCCUCGGCGGCGCGGCGGAGCCAUGAGCUGGGGCACGGAGCUGUGGGACCAGUUUGACAACUUAGAAAAACACACGCAAUGGGGUAUUGAUGUGCUGGAAAAGUUCAUCAAGUUUGUGAAAGAAAGAACAGAGAUUGAACUCAGCUAUGCAAAGCAGCUUAGGAAUCUUUCGAAGAAAUAUCAACCCAAAAAGAACUCCAAAGAGGAGGAGGAAUACAGGUACACAUCAGCUAGAGCCUUCCUAGCCACUUUAAAUGAAAUGAAUGACUAUGCUGGACAGCAUGAGGUCAUCUCAGAGAACAUGACCUCUCUUAUCACUGGAGAGCUAACGCGCUAUGUGCAGGAGCUGAAGCAAGAGAGGAAAUCGCACUUCCACGAUGGCAGAAAGGCACAACAACAUAUUGAAACUUGCUGGAAACAACUUGAAGCAAGUAAAAGGCGCUUUGAGCGUGAUUGCAAAGAAGCAGAUCGAGCACAGCAGUAUUUUGAGAAAAUGGAUGCUGACAUCAAUGUUACAAAAGCAGAUGUUGAAAAGGCAAGACAGCAGGCCCAGCUGCGACAUCAAAUGGCAGAAGACAGCAAAGCAGAGUAUUCUUCCACUCUACAGAAGUUCAACAGCGAGCAACAUGACCAUUACUACACACACAUACCACACAUCUUCCAGAAAAUACAAGAGAUGGAGGAAAGAAGAAUUGUGAGGAUAGGUGAAUCCAUGAAAACUUUCGCAGAGGUCGACCGCCAAGUGAUCCCUAUCAUUGGGAAGUGUCUGGAUGAAAUAACAAAGGCUGCGGAAUCAAUUGAUCACAAGAAUGAUUCCCAGCUGGUAAUAGAAGCCUUUAAAUCAGGGUUUGAGCCCCCGGGAGACGUUGACUUUGAGGAUUUCACGCAGCCAAUGAAGCGGACUGUCUCGGAAUCCAGCCUUUCCAACUCCAGAGCGGAUGGGAGGCCUGAGCCGAAGUUUGGUGGCAAAUCCAAGGGCAAGUUAUGGCCAUUCAUCAAGAAAAAUAAGCUUAUGUCCCUUUUAACAUCCCCCCAUCAGCCCCCUCCUCCUCCCCCUGCCUCUGCCUCACCCUCUGCUGUUCCCAACGGCCCCCAGUCUCCCAAGCAGCAAAAGGAACCCCUCUCCCAUCGCUUCAACGAGUUCAUGACCUCCAAACCCAAAAUCCACUGCUUCAGGAGCCUAAAGCGCGGGCUUUCUCUCAAGCUGGGAGCAGGGCCAGAAGACUUCAGCAAUCUCCCACCUGAGCAAAGAAGAAAGAAGCUUCAGCAAAAAGUUGAUGAGCUGAACAGAGACAUUCAGAAGGAGAUGGAUCAAAGAGAUGCCUUAACGAAAAUGAAAGAUGUGUAUAUCAAGAACCCACAGAUGGGAGAUGCAGCAAGUGUGGACCACAGACUAGCAGAACUUGGGCAGAACAUCGAGAAGUUACGAUUGGAAGUUCAGAAGUUUGAGGGCUGGCUGGCAGAGGUGGAGGGCAGGCUGUCCAUGCGCAGUGAGGCCCGGCGCCAGAGUGGACUCUAUGAAGCCCAGAACAGCUCAGCAGUCAACAGCUGUGCACAGGACCGGGAGAGCAGCCCAGAUGGCAGUUACACAGAAGAGCAAAGUCAGGAGACUGAGAUGAAAGUACCUGCAACGGAUUUUGACGAUGAAUUUGAUGAUGAAGAACCACUACCCACCAUAGGAACAUGUAAAGCGCUCUAUACAUUUGAAGGUCAGAAUGAAGGAACAAUUUCUGUAGCAGAAGGAGAAAUGCUCUAUGUAAUAGAAGAAGACAAAGGUGACGGAUGGACACGAAUCCGAAGGAAUGAAGAUGAGGAGGGCUAUGUCCCUACGUCAUAUGUUGAAGUCUAUUUGGACAAAAAUGCCAAAGGUGCUAUGACUUAUAUUUAAUACUAUUAUUAUUACUACUUUAUUUGCUUUCACAGAGAUACCCAGCCCUGAAACUCCUCUGUGUUGCAGAUAGAGCCUUUUAAAAGUCUGUACGAUGCCACAAAGUGCAUUACUUUGUACGUGGACUAAUAUGGCUUGCUGUACUGCAAAAAGUGCUUUUCAUUGCUCAGAGAAGGGUAGUGUGGUAGACUGUCAAUAGAGGGAACUGCAGCCUCUACCAGACAGUGCUUGGUCAGUUGCCAUUGCACGGUCAACUUAGUGCAGGAAACACAAAGCCAUUUGGGAUAACACGGGCUCUCCUCAGAUAUCCAGGUGGCAUCUCAGACAUGUUACUCAUUCACAAGUCAGCUGUUUGCCCCAAAAGGAUUCAGUGGGGUGUUAUAUAGGAAGUAUUUUGACUGCUGUUUUGUGUCACAGUGCGGUAGCUUUUCAGAGUGUAAUGUGCUCUGUGGACCUUUGGAUUGAAACCUGGUUGUCAUUUAGUUUGUGUUUGGAAGGAGAAGCAGAGAUUUUGCCAGAACCUGCCUACACAGCACUCUGGUCCUUGAUAAAUAAGUAAAACAUUAAGAAAGGUCCUCUAAUCUUUCCUACCUUGAUACAUUUCAGAAGAUGGAUUUGCUGUUUCAGAUAAGCAUAACUUCAUCUUUUGCUCACACAAGAUCAGUGGAGACAUUCAGUGUUUUGACUCCUCAAUCCUCUGUUUCUUUAUCGCCAUUAACUCCUCACAGAUGGGUGUAUUGUGUAAGCAAGCAGUGCUGCAGGGGAAUCCUGGCUGGAUUAUAUCCUACAAAUCUAUAGCUGGUAAUGUAACACACCAGGAAAUCAAAGAUCUCAGUCCUGCUUCAAAUCAGGAUGUGUUUGAAGUUCAUUGUUAAAUAAUGUGCAGCUUUUUUAAGUCACGUAAUCCUUCAGAUAAUUGUUGUUUUUCCUAGACCUUAGAGCUCUUGGUGUGAAAGAAGCUGCCUCAUCCAGUUCAAAAGAAAACUGAACCAUUCCCAUUGGGAUUUACAGGCAGUAGGAGCUGUCUCUGUAAACAAACACUAUAGUUUGAUCAGUUCACUGUCUUGGACUCAGUAUUAAGCAGUGCAGUGCCUUGUCUGCUGCAGAUGAAAGUCUGGGCUCUUGCUUUAUUUUGCCAUAAUACAGUAGUUUUAUAUUUGUUUUGGCAAAUACAGGGUCAGUUGAGAUGCAGAAGAGUGCAGAAAGCUCAGCCCCUCUGUUGGUUUUAUUAACCUUUGACAGAGGAACGUGGAUCAUACAAUCUCCUUAUCUCAUAUUUGAGCAAGGCAGAAAGUGCAGAACAGGAGAUCCCAUCUCUUAUUCCAGUAUUCUCUCCUGUGGAGAUUGACUGCUUUGUGUGUGGCAAUACUUGAAAUCAACAUCGUUAUUACGCUGCUGGCAAUGUUGUUUUCGACAGCGCUAUUAUGUUGUUGUUCAGCAGUGCAGGCUGCAUGAAACAGCUAAGCAAGCGUGGCAUCUGAAUCUGUUUCACAUGAGGAGCAUGGCUCUCCUGCCCUCUGAUGCACAACGUGGUUCCCAUCAGUGGAACCCAUCAGCAAGUCACCCGUUUACAAGCAGAGCGGCAGGCUGGGUGGGAAGGGAAGCAAAGCAUCUCUCUCUGUGAUUUACCCUGCUAGAGAGGCUGCUGCAGGAGUGUUUCUGGCAAUAGCAGCCGGAAAAUUGUGUCAGUGCAUUAGUGGUAUAAUGUAAGUUACAGGAUGGUGCUGAAUGAUGGUGAAACUGCAGUGUGUGCUGGGAGUGAAGGAUGGUUCCAGUUGCAGCCACUUCAGGAGCAAACCCAAAUGUAUCUGUGAAUAUCCAACAUAAAGGAGCUACGUUAUUUACCUUUGCAGAAAGCGUCCCAAUAGCAGGAUAAAGAUUUGGGGGAAGCGCUGCUGUGUUUAAAAGACAAACUUGGUUGCAAGCUGCAAGUCUCUAUUAGUUGAAGUGACUUUAUUCAUUCCCUGCAGCAGAAAUAAUGACAUUCUGAAAGUGACACCAUAAGUACUAAAACAUUUGCAAAGUUUAGCAGUCCUUUCCUCUUGGAAUGAAGCUUGAGCAGCUGAUGCCUCUCCAGGUUGGUUGGAUGCAGGGUGGGAGCACUCACAGCAGCUCUGAGUACAUCAGUGACUCUUUCAGCAGCAGCAUCAGCUCUGGCUCAGGUGUAUGAGGUUGUGCUGGUGCCAUGAGCCAGAGGCAGCUCUGCCCAAGAACCUGCUAAAUCCUUUGUGAAAAGCCUGUUCUCAGGGCUCUGCCUGACCUUGGAUGAGCAGACAGGUAAGUGCUGCAGUCACCUCCUGAUCACAGCCAUCACUGCAGCCAAGCGCUAGGGCUGUUUGUAAGGUUUACACUGACACCUUCACGCACAGGGUGUUAGCAAACCCCAUCACAAACCCAACAGUAACAUCUGUAAUGCCUGUCUUGUUCUGCCUUUUUUCUUCCAGAUGUGUACAAAUCACUUGAGAAAAUCUGAGUAGGUUUCAUAGGCCUGUUCACCUCUUAUCCCACUGGUUUGCUGCUACUGGUGUUUUAAGAGCUCUGUGUCAGAAGGUUUUCUUUGCAAGAGAUGAAUGCACAUGUUAUACCUCCUUCAGUGAAAGACUCUGUUAGGUACCGUCCACUCAGCUGAUGCAUGUAUAAGUUCACCUCUUGAAAUCCAGCUGUGCAUCACAGCCGAUGAAAGCACUGGCCUGACUGUGCAUCCAUAUAGUUGUAAACAGCAUUGCUGUUGCCCUUCCUAUUAGAAGUGAGCCACCCAGUUCAUUCUGUGAUGCCUGCAGGAAGCUUGUGAAUGCUAAAAACCAUGCAGACUAGGAAUCGGAUCUAUUGGAUGUUUUGGGGCUUACACCAACCUGUCACUGCUAGGGGAUGAGGAAGAGAAUUCCCUCUUGCACACACAGUGUAGCUCCUUGCAGGGCUUUUCGGGCCCUACCUGUCAGGUACCUGGUGCUGGCAACUGAACACAGGAACUAGGUGCACCUUUCUGCUUCAGACUGACCAUACUGUGUUAUUGAAGAUGGUACCUCAUGAUCUUCUUGGGAACAAAACCCUCUGUCACUGAGGGAUGUUGUGAAAUAGCAGGAUACACAAAAGGACUUGUAUGGAACAACCAGCUUUAUGUAAACUCUCCAUUGCUCCCAAAAAUGCCAUGUUCCCUUCUGCCAGAAAGCCUGGUUCUUUGGGUGACAUGCAAGUAAUAGAGGCUGUUCUAUGAAGUUCAGCUUCCAAGUUAACAGCAUUUGGGAACGUUUCAGCUCCUUUGCCACUUGAGUGUUCCCUCUCACCUCCAAUUCCACAGAUAAAUCCUUGUAGAGGGCUCUGGGAUUCUCAGUGUUGCAGCUCUGCUGUUUGUUUGCUGUAACCAGUAAGCAGAGCCUUGACUUAAAUAAAUCAAUAGGUAAAAGUUAACUCUGCUGAUGCACUUUUCAUCUAGGAUAUUUCUGAUUAUUUAAUGCUUGCCAAAUUAUUUAGGAAACAGGAAUUCUAAACUGGACUGUAGCUGUUUUUAAAUCCUCUUGUUAAAUACUUGCCCUUAGUUCCCCCAGUCUAUAUAAAACAAAUGUAUAUAACAUAACUUAAAGUUACUUGAAUUGUGUUUAUCCUUUUAUAUAUGUAUAAUAUAAAUGGGUUUAUAGGCGGUUUCUCUGUUUAACCUUGCUGCUGUUUGACAACUGCUCAGUCCCUCUCACCUUGACAAGUGUUUUGGUUACUCCGCUGCCUUCAGCUGGUUGGAUGUGUGCAGCUCAGGUCUGAUGUGUUCAGGUCUGUUCACUGUGGCCAGUGUUGUGGUGGGUUUGUUUCUAUUCUGAAGGAGUUAUCCUCUGUCAGGCAUCUCUCCGUAGCUCCAUGUGCUGUGCUGUCUGCUAAUAAACAUUGUAUUUUCUCA